Messenger RNA from Rosa chinensis, 468 nucleotides. RefSeq lists its product as uncharacterized. The transcript has a single exon. The record is from RefSeq and is a predicted model, not a curated record. Bases 1 to 468 code for a protein of 155 amino acids. NCBI's taxonomy places the organism in Eukaryota, Viridiplantae, Streptophyta, Magnoliopsida, Rosales, Rosaceae.
AUGGUGGACAAGGAAUUCAGGAUCCAUGAGAGGGCGGGGGAUCUGUUCCUCUUCUCUUUUGAAUCUGUUCGAGAUCGUAACAAAGUAUUACGGGGAAGAGUCUGGUGUUAUGAUCGCGCCCCCGUGUGUUUUGCAGAGUAUGAUGGAGUCAAACCAUUGCAUGAAGUCCAAUUCAAGCAUCUCCGAGUUUGGGCUAGGGUUUCUGGAAUACCACCUCUUUAUGAAGAGUCUGAGAAUCUCACACUGAUUGGGAACCUCCUUGGGGGUUUUUUGGAUUAUGAUAAGGAGUUUAAGAAAGGAUUGAAUAGGAUUUUCUUCUCCCAUGAUGUGUCCAAGCCAAUCUUGCUUGAACGCAAAGUCUAUUUGGAUGUUGGUGUCGAACCGAUUCUUCAGUUUCACUUUGAACAUCUGCAAGGGAGAUGCUCGCAGUGUGGACUUGUCACUCAUACCGGAAUUGCAUGUGCGUAA